GCUCCCGGAUCAGACUCAAACACAGCAGUGGUAUGGCAGCCAGGAAACAGACAGCCAUCUUAUAAUCCGCAGCCAGUUUGUGAUAUUUGCAGCUUAAACGGCCUUUUUCCAUCUUUUAAUGAUGGGCCAGUGUGGAAUUACGUCGUCUAAAACCGUUCUGGUGUUCCUGAACCUGAUAUUUUGGGCCGCUGCUGGCAUUCUCUGCUAUGUUGGAGCCUACGUGUUCAUCACGUAUGAUGACUAUGACCAUUUCUUUGAGGAUGUGUACACCCUGAUCCCAGCCGUUGUCAUUAUCGCAGUCGGAGCGCUGUUGUUCAUUAUUGGACUCAUUGGAUGCUGUGCCACUAUUCGAGAGAGCCGCUGCGGUCUUUCCACGUUUGUUGUCAUUCUUAUGCUGGUGUUUGUGACUGAGGUGGUUGUGGUGGUUCUUGGCUAUAUUUACAGAGCAAAGGUGGAAGACGAGGUCAAUCAUUCCAUCCAGAAAGUGUAUGAUGAAUACAACGGCACCAACACGGAUGCUCCCAGCCGCGCUAUUGACUAUGUGCAGAGACAGCUCCAUUGCUGUGGCAUCACCAACUACUCAGACUGGAAGAACACGCGCUGGUUUAAGGAGUCUAGGAACAACAGUGUGCCACUGAGCUGCUGCAAACCCAACGUGAACAACUGCACUGGCUCCCUCUCCCGUCCCGGGGACCUCUACCCUGAGGGAUGUGAAGCCCUGGUUGUGAAGAAACUGAAAGAGAUUAUGAUGUACGUCAUCUGGGCUGCUCUGACGUUUGCUGCGAUUCAGAUGCUGGGAAUGCUGUGCGCUUGUGUGGUGCUGUGUCGCAGAAGCCGAGACCCGGCCUACGAGCUUCUCAUCACCGGAGGGACGUAUGCAUGAAAAAACCUAGCAGACAGACUCUCUCUUUUCAUGCACACACAAACACACACACACACUGGGCUCAGGGUUCUGUCGGUGUGAGGUGGCACACUGGAUAUGCCCUAAUUUAUCUCUCUUUCUACACACCUUACACAGGGUUUGCUCACACAUUGCACUGGUGAUGGGUGAAACAAAGCGCAUACUAUUUAUUUAUACAGUACACAUCACUGAAAAUGACUGCGUUUUAAUUUAAACCUUUGUUUUUUCUCUCAAAGGCGUCGGGCCAGACUGCAAAAUGGCAGAUAGCCAGUUUUUAAUCCCGUUGAGAAGACUUUAACACAAUAAAAGUUAACAUUUUCUCUUCCUUGUCUCUAUUAUAUGGAGUGGAAGAUGCAGAUAUUGUAUGGAAUAAUAUGUGGAAUGUAUGCUUUCCUCAUUUGUUAGUUUGCACUAUGUGUACGGUUUAGUUAUAUAUUACAAAUACCAAGAUGGGAAAUGGUUGGGAUUUGGAAAUGCUUUGAUUGGAGAGGAUCGUCUCGUAGUGCCGCUGUCUCAGAUGUCACCCAUCACCAGUCCGCUGCUCAGGGACAGUGGCAGUGCGAGAGACGGAUCUAGAUUGACCACACAAGAUUGCUUGGCAUUGUGGGUCCAAUCGUACAGCUACAUGUUCAAAAUGGGGUUCACAUGUAAAGUGUAAAGAGGUGUGGGGGAUACUCUAGAAUAGACGCACUACAAACCAUUUACUGAACUCUUAUCAUCUUUUCCUCCUUUUUCCAUUGCUUACAGUGUGACCAUUACUAGUCUAGUAACAUAUAGAGUUUAAAGUUAGUUUGGAUAACAUGUAGGUAUGUCAAACAGGGUCAACAGUGUAUUAUCAGUGUAUUAUUUUAAAGGAAUGUACAUAGGGAGAAAAAAUGGUGAAAUAAGCUUGUAAUUUCGAUCUUAAAAUAAAUGUUUCAUAAGUUGA
Molecule: messenger RNA, 1829 nt
Organism: Onychostoma macrolepis
Lineage: Eukaryota; Metazoa; Chordata; Actinopteri; Cypriniformes; Cyprinidae
Gene: tspan3a
Product: tetraspanin 3a
Exons: 7
Coding region: 119-883 (254 amino acids)
Biological process (GO): regulation of vascular endothelial growth factor signaling pathway; protein localization to plasma membrane; protein maturation
Cellular component (GO): membrane
Source: RefSeq, a predicted model, not a curated record